AUGAUUGCAUUCAUCAACGUCCUGGCCACAGAGAGUAAUAUCGUUGGACAGAAAUUGUGGAAAUAUCAUUCAGCUUUGAGUUACUGUUACCAACAAGCCACAGGUUUUAAUUUGAAAGAUGCUCAAUUUUAUGGUCAGUUGAAACACACUUUCAAAACUUUCACAACAGGCGAAUAUGUUGUGUCAGAAGAGAAAGCAGAUGUACUUCCUGAUGAGAGUGUUGCUAAACUGUUAAUUAAUGCGAAAACAGACACCAUCAAACAGAAGCAAAACCUCUCACAAUUUGUUGUCCGUAUAUACACCGGCAUGAGAUCUGCUGAAAUUUAUGAAAUGACUUUUGCAAACGUUUCCUUAGGAGGAAAUGAAGUACAAAUCACAUUACCCACUUCAAAAAAUGGAAAAAAGGUUCAAAAGGCACUCCCUUCUGUUCCAAAUAACACCAAAUUAUGCCCGAAUUCGUUUGUGUUGUGGAAUACAAGACACAUAUUGUCAAAUUCAAAAUUGUGUUUUCAAUAA
This is a messenger RNA of Naegleria fowleri, 516 nucleotides long. RefSeq lists its product as uncharacterized. The record is from RefSeq and is a predicted model, not a curated record. Gene Ontology annotation, molecular function: DNA binding. Lineage: Eukaryota; Heterolobosea; Eutetramitea; Acrasida; Naegleriidae. The transcript has a single exon. The coding region runs from base 1 to 516 and encodes 171 amino acids.